UGUGCCACAAUGGAGCCUCAACUCCUCGUUGAUCAAGGUCUCGCUGCAAGCGUCGCUCAGCGCGUGUCGGAAAUCUUUGCUUCUGGGCUUCUUUCCCCCGAAGAACUUGACGACAGAGCGUUCGAAGCUCUACGUGAAUUCAAUGAGCAGGGUGCUUUGGAAGUACUAGAUCAGUUUGCAAAUAGUGAUCUGUCUCAUGUGCAAAACAAGAGCGCUUUUCUCUGCGGUGUAAUGAAAACUUACGUGACAAAAUCUUCCACCGGUGGCGACACCACAGCAACGAAUACAGCUUCGAAUGCGGAGGAAGCGAAGAUCAAAGCGCUCCUAGAAAGAACUGGCUACACGUUAGAUAUCACCGCGGGACAGAGAAAAUACGGAGGUCCACCACCUGGCUGGGAAGGACCUGCACCGGGAACAGGAGGCAGUGAGGUAAGAACAUUCUAUCUAUAAGCUUUUGUUCUUAAGAGUUGUAUCCAAGAUUAACCUUUAAUACUAUAAUUUCUGUAUUUCUGCAGCAUGAUUUAAGCUUAAGCCCUAACUCACGGUUUUCUAGACGUAAUGCCAAACUGUCACGCAUGCAGGUAUUGGCCAGGUUUAAGAUCUGUAUUUAAACAGGACCAAACGCCGUCACAUACUGUGUUGCAGACAGCAUUCGUUGUCUUCGUAGCGCCAUCACUAAAAUAGCAAAGCUCCUAUUUUGUCGUGUGUUUUUGGUGGAUAGAACCUAACAGCAUUAAAAACCCCAACUGGCAGGAGGAAACCAGUUGGUUAUUUUCAAGCGUGGCCAAGGAUAUGAACUCUUGGUGACAAGGAAACAAAUCAAGAUUUUGGUCAGAGUGGGGACUCAAAAUGGGUAUACCGGUUGGGAGCCCUGCACACUGAUCACUUUUCAAAGCUGCUGUUCGUGUAUUCUGCGGACCAUGGCCUAUUUUACCACACAAAAUACUGAAGGAACUCUGUACGAACCAAAUAAUGCAUUUUUAUUGCUGUUUUGAGGGUCUCUUUCUUUUAAAAGUGAACUAAAAAACUAUCCUCUCAGUAGACCAUCACCAGCAGUUUCAUUAGAAGCUAGUACCCAUUGUGCAAAAAAAGUAGUGCCUGAUGGCCCAGGACUAGUGAAGUUUGUUGUCGAGGUAGUAAAUUCUGCUCUUAGUGUCUUGGGGAAUUCAAAAUACAGAAGAUCUGUAAUCAAUCCUGCUCAGCAAUUUUUUUUUUCUGGCUAGUUAAAAUGACUUUUGGGCUAGUACAUGCUACCUACAACUUUCCUGUAUGGAAAGCUGUAAACUGACUUUCCUUGAACCCUGGUGUACUCUGAGCAUAGUAUCCACAAUAAUUGGUGACAAAGUUGUCGAGACAUUGUCCUCUAAUGGGGUAACUUUGAAGAAAACACAAUCUACACACCUCCCCUCCAUUCAAAGUUUGGGUGUUUGUUGUUUUCUGCAGUUAGCUCGAACAGUGGCACAUGAUUGCCUGAAGGGGGUGUGGAGGGAAAGCUUUAUUUUGCCCUUUGUCAGUUGGCAAAACGUCAGAGAGGCCCCCUAGGGCAAAGUGUCUCAACUAAUUUUGUUGCUGAUUGUAGCUGUUCUAGUGGGCACAGGUGAAAAAUAAAGGGAGGGGAAGGGCAUUGGGGGGUUAGGUAGAGCACUCUUCUUGAUGCCCCCCCCCCCCCUUUUUUUUCCAUCACUAUAUUUUUCUCCUGUGCUCCACUACCUGUAAGUCUGGGACAGACUACACAGUAUUGGCUCCUUUCUACUUUAAAAUAAUUUUGGAAAACCUGUGGUGUUAGUAAUAAUAAUAAUGAUAAUAAUGAUAAUAAUGAUAAUAACAGUUCUAAUUAUGCAUUUCAUGUGCGCCUCAAUCACAAUGUGUAUGUUUUACAUGGUUUGACACUCCAACCAGCUAUUUGUGAAAUAGAACUUGAGAAUUGUAGUACAAAAUAAAAUGAUAGUGUUGAAAGUUUGUCUAAAAACUGUUUCUAGUUAAUAGUAGGUCCUAACAUUUGUGUACUUAUAUGCAGCAUUUUUCUCACAUACAGAAAGGAUGUUGUCAGGUGUUUGUUGGAAAGAUUCCUCGUGAAUGUUUUGAAGAUGAGAUCAUUCCACUCCUGGAAGAAUGUGGUCAGAUUUACGACUUUCGUUUGAUGAUGGAUCCUGCUUCUGGAUUGAACAGGGGGUUUGGCUUCUGUACAUUUGCAACUAAAGCUCAAGCACAGAAUGCUGUCAAGAAACUUGAUAACAAGGAAAUACAACCAGGCAGAAAGCUCGGUGUUUGUAUCUCAGUGGCAAACAAUCGCCUCUUUGUUGGUUCAAUCCCAAAGAGCAAGACCAAGCAAGACAUAUUUGAUGAAUUUUCAAAAGUUACCUCAGAUCUUACUGAUGUGAUCGUGUACCUUUCAGCAGAGAAUAAAGGCAGAAACCGAGGAUUUGCCUUCUUGGAAUUCGAAAGCCAUAAAGCUGCUGCAUUAGCCAAACGCCGUCUUGAAAGUGGUAAGGUGUAUGUCUGGGGUUCACUUAUCGCGAAAGUUGAGUGGGCUGAUCCUCAGGAAGAGCCGGAUGAAGAGGUUAUGGCCAAGGUGGGUGUACAUUAAAAAAUGAUUCAAACUUUAAGGGGGGGGGGGGUGUAUUUAAUCUUGUGGAUUGUUCUGUUCAAUGGUUUUCAAUUCUAUUUGCUUACCUUAUUAUAGAAAAUUGACAUAAAGGGUUACUUGCAAUAUUUAGGCCUAUGUGGAUAACACCCUCCGAGAACUGCUUAAUGGUUCAUAUCCUACGAAAGCCUCAUUAAUUAAUUACUUUAUUAUUCAUUCAAAAUAAUUCCUAGUUUGAAAACAUAGCUAAAGCAUGCUUACCUGCAUCGAUGGUAAGUUCAUCUUCGAUAGUGUACAUUUAGGUUUGUCCAGCUCCGCAAAUAUUCUCCAAAUAGCAGAUGUCGCCCUCCGAGUUGUCUUCUUGCUGUUCUUGCCAUGUUUUUAGCUAUUAUUUCACCUAUUUCCAGCUGUAGUUCUUACUCUUGAAACGAGUGAAGUGUCUGCCUUUUUUUUCACAACCAAAACAACUCAACCUCGUCCCCAGGUGUUCUCGAUAAUGGUGCCUUAACCGGUAGCCGGCUGCAUUUUUGACGUCAUUUCCUCGUCAAACACAAAAUUCUUCCAAAUGUGGUCAUCAGUAACUGGUUAUGGUAAAUUAUGCCUGUGCUUUUAGCCAAUCGGAAUUGAGGAAAUGUUUUGAAUGAAUAAUAAUUGAAGUUAAUGCAACUUAAAUAAUAUUAACGGAAAUUGGAGGAUCAAUAAAUAUUACUUUCAAAUAAAAUAAAUUAUUAAUUUAUACAUGCAAAAUUCAAUAUAGAAAAUUAAAUUCACAGAAAAUUAAUUGCCAAAAGAUGGAAGAAACUAGCAUCAGUGAAGUAAUGGAUGGCUCAAAAUUUGAGCCAUCCAUUACUUCACUGAUUGUAGAUUUGCAGUUAUAACUACGUACUCAGUGUUCUCACCAGGAUUUUGCCUUGGGGAGUCCCAGGGCCCCCUCUUCUGAGAAAUAGGGGCCCUGUAAGAACAUUAGGGCGACAAAGUUACAAAAAACACGCGGUACGAAGAACCUGAGCUCGCACUCCAAAUUGUCUGUUACAUGAAGUACCUACCUGAUCCAAUAUGGCGGAAGAGGUGUUUAGGAUUCGGAGGAGGAGUUUACGAUGUAGUCAGUGGGACGUGCGUGGGACCAAUGAAAGUAAAGGCAACAAAAUUAAAGACUUUGACUCAUUUGAUAUCAUGUUUUUUAUUUAUUCAAACAAACAGAAUGCUUUAGUGUUAGGGUGACCAUUAAAACUACUUAAGUCCGUUUGACUCGUAGCUUGCCCCUGCGCCCUAACGGGCGCAUCUUCUUGGUUUUAAUGCGCCAUUUCAGUUUUUCUUGCGGGAAUCCCGCAAGGCCGCGGCCUGGUGAGAACACUGCGUACUGAGACAUUGUGUAUCCACGUUAUAAUAUGCUUAAAAGUAUUUUUUAAUACGCAUUUUGCCUGUUACAGUUUAUCGAGAAAUUUUAAAAAGUUCAGACUUUUUGUAAAAAUUUGAUGCCCUUUUUGAGUUAUUUGUGUAUUGAAAUUGCAAAAAAAUAUACCCAGCAAAAUACUGUCUCACAAAAAUUGUGAAAUUAACUACCCUUAAAAAUUUAUUACUAAAAAGGUAGAUGAAAAUUAAUGUGGUACCAUACAUUCAAAGUAAUAUUGUGGUCCCUGCAUGGAUGGCAAUACUUGAAUGCUCUGUAAAAGUAAAAUAAUGAUAUUCAUGAAAUUGCUCUUUAUAGCCUCUAAGUAAGCUUGUACUCGUUAAUCCUCUUUAUAGGUGAAGGUGGUUUAUGUGAGAAACAUCUCUCCAAACAUCACAGAAGAGAAAAUACAAGAGGAAUUCUGCCAGUUUGGAACAGUGGAUCGUGUUAAGAAGCUCAAGGAUUAUGCUUUUGUCCACUUCAGUGAACGAGAAAGCGCUAUGAAUGCCAUAGAGGCAAUGCACAACCACGUUUGGGAUGACAUUGCAAUUGAUGUGUCCCUUGCUAAGCCGCAGCCAGCUAACAAAGACAAACGUAGAGGGGGAGGAGCUGGAAUGGGUUCCCGUGGCAAUUUUUCUCGUGGUGGUGGGCCAAGGGGUCGAGGGCGUGGUCAAGGAGGCUACAGCCAAGGGUACCAAGGGUACCAAGGCUACGAUAAUAGCAGUGGUUAUGAUUCGUAUGGUGGUAAUAGUAGCUAUGAUGAUGGUAGCAAUUAUGAUAGUUACUAUGGUGGUGGCGGUGGAGGUGACUAUAGUUAUGGUGGAUAUAGUGAUGGAGGUUAUGGUGAUGGUGGAUACGGGGGAAGUGGCUAUGGGGGUGCCAGCAACUACUCCAGCCGUGGUGGUGGAAGAGGUGGGCCAAGGGGUGGGCCCAGGGGUGCUCCAAGAGGUGGUCCAAGGGGUGGAUCCAGAGGUGGCCCAAGAGGUGGACAAAGAGGUGGGCCAAGAGGGGCACCUAGAGGUGGUCGUGGUGGACCAAGAGGAGCGGCACGUGGCGGACGAGGUGGUGACUCUGGACGUGGUGCUGGAGGAAGAGGCGGACGAGGGGGACCUCCUAGGGGAAGAGGAGGUGGCUUUGGUCCACAGAAACGCAAGUUUGGUGGUGACAGCGGCGGUGGUUACCAAGAAGCGAAGAGGCCCUACAUGGAUUACAGCCAGCAGGAUUACGGGCAGCAGGAACAGCAGUGGGGCCAGGACUACAGCUAUGGUGACCAGGGAGAGCAGUGGUAUCAAGACUCGUAUUCACAGCAGCAGUGGUAUUGAUCAUGAUCCAGAUUGGCAGCCAUUCAACCAAAUCAACCACAAUUAUUGAUUGUUGUUUAUAAAUUGGUCCAUUUCAUUUUGUUCUGAGCCCAAUUUUAUGUGUUACCGAUUGGAUCCCAAGAAACUUAGUAGAAAAUGCCAAACAAGAAUGCACUAUUCUUUUUUAACCAAAAACUUCUUAAGACAAGUUGUCUGAACAACUUACAUUUGUUUCUAGUCAUAUUAUACUGAUUCAAGAAGUAAAUUGUGUAGUGUUGCUUAAAAUUAAAUUUUGUAGGUUUACACCAAACUAUAUUAGGAAAUUUCAUUUCUAUUCGGAUUCCAGUUUUAUAUUUUAAUUGGCUUUAUUUGUUUGAAAGUAUAAUCUUUGUGGCCAAAAAAAUAGCUUAGUUCAUUUGAAACCAUUACUCAAAGUUAAAUUUACAAGUUUACCUUUUUACCAGGUUCAAACGUAUUUAGUGGGUAAACUAAUUGCUUCCUUAUUGUCAUUAUCAAAAUAAAAUUGCUCUACAAAAAUAAUUAAGCUGGCAACCAAAGCUGGUUUU
Porites lobata is the source of this 5841-nucleotide messenger RNA. The record is from the annotation of a GenBank genome assembly. NCBI's taxonomy places the organism in Eukaryota, Metazoa, Cnidaria, Anthozoa, Scleractinia, Poritidae.